AUGAAGCCGGCUAUCCAGAGGGGUCCAGUUUCACCAGUAUUCCAAGAAGAGAAGGGAGGGGUGGUACAAGUGCCUGGUGACACCAAGCCGGCAGAGGGACCGCAGGCAUGUCCCGGUGCGCCCUCACGUCCAGCCCGGCCCGCGCCGGGGGUCGCGGGACACGUGCGUCCCUCGGCGCCCUCCCCUCCCUUUCCUCGAAGAUCCCCCGCUCUGCUUGCUCAACCCGCCCUGUCCCAGCGCUUCCGCCGCCCUCUGUCCCCUCGCCCCCGCUGGGCGGCUCCGGUAGGGCCUCGGUCCCGCCUCUGCUGCCCCGCUCCAUAUAUGCGGGCGGCGGCCGCCCGCCUCAGCUCCCUCACGGCGCCCAGGAUGCUGCCAGCGCCGGCGCUGCUGCUCAGCGCGCUGCUGUGGAGCCUGGCCGCUGCCGGCUAUGAAGAACUACCAACAGCAGUCAAUAUUACUUGGUCUUCAAUCAAUUUUAAAACUAUACUACAGUGGCAACCAAAACCAUCAGGCUACUUCUAUACUGUAGAAAUACAUGGACAGACAUCUAAUGUAAAGAGAAAAUGCAUCCUGACUUCAGAAACAGAGUGUGAUGUUACUGAUGUGCUCAGGAACGUGAAGGAGACCUAUACAGCACACAUACUGUCUGUAAUGCCUGCAGAGAUGGAUAACUUUGAAGAGCCACCUUUUGCAGUCUCUGAAAAAUUUACACCUUAUAGUCAGACUGUUAUUGGAAAACCAGAGAUAAAGGAUUAUUCACAAGGAGGUUCCAGACUGAAUGUCGUGUUCAAAGAUCCACUUACACCAUAUGUAUUUCCUAAUGGAAGCUUUCAAAGUAUUCAAGAUAUUUUCCAGCAUGACCUGGAAUACAAACUCUAUUACUGGAAAGAUCAAAGUUCUGGAAAGAAAAGUGUAACGACAAAAAGCCAUAAUUUUGAAGUAAGUGUUGACAGUGGAAAGAACUAUUGCUUCUAUGUGCAGGGAAUCAUUCCCUCCCGCAGAGAAAACCGUAAUGGCCAAGAAAGCAUGGUGCUCUGUACCAGUGCAGGGAGGAGUAUCUUAGAUGAAUAUGGAACAGAAGUCUUUAUCAUCCUAGGAGUGAUAGCAGUUGCAGUCAUCACUCUUGCUAUUGUCCUUCCAGUGGUUCUGUGUAAACGCAGGAAAGCAAAGAAAGCAAGAGCUGUGAGAGAAAAGGAGCUGCUUAAUGGUGUAUAA
Messenger RNA from Cinclus cinclus, 1215 nucleotides. It is a transcript of the gene F3, whose product is annotated as coagulation factor III, tissue factor. Lineage: Eukaryota; Metazoa; Chordata; Aves; Passeriformes; Cinclidae. Gene Ontology annotation, biological process: blood coagulation. The record is from RefSeq and is a predicted model, not a curated record. Gene Ontology annotation, cellular component: membrane. Gene Ontology annotation, molecular function: protein binding.